Messenger RNA from Erythranthe guttata (spotted monkey flower), 1940 nucleotides. RefSeq names its product PIF / Ping-Pong family of plant transposase. Lineage: Eukaryota; Viridiplantae; Streptophyta; Magnoliopsida; Lamiales; Phrymaceae. The record is from RefSeq and is a predicted model, not a curated record.
UUAGAGUAUGAUUAUGGCUUAUCCUCAAAAUUAAAGUCCACGUUUGGUCAACGAUGUAUCUUUACAUUUUAUUCCUCAUCCAUAGAACAAAAAAUUAAAAUAAAAAUAAAUUACAACUAUGCAAUCAAUUGUAAUACAACAUUUAAAUUACUUGAGUUUAAAUUUUAAACCUUUAAUUAAAAAAUGCAGCUGCCACUGCAAGCAGCAAUUAAAAGCUCCACCGUAUGCAAUCAUCCAACUACCCCAAAACGGUGUCGUAUUGCCGUCGUCGUCUCCUUUUUUCUGCCGAUCUAACAUCUGCUCUCCAGAACUCAACACUUUCUCUCUCUAGGGUUUUCAUCUCCCCCAAAAUUUUCACAGAAAUCAGACCUCAAUUCUCACCGGAAAAAAACAUGGAUCAGUCUUUCCUAAUGAUGCUAUCGAAUCUCCUCCACCUCCACAACUACCUGGACCCCACCACCUCCCCCAUCCUCUCCUCCACCACCCUCUCCUCCUCCGCCGCCGACGCCACCUCCACCUCUGCCGCCCCCCUCCUCUUCUUCACCCUCGCCUCCGUCCUCUCCUACCUCGCAUCCCACCCCCCAACCAAAAAAACCCCCAAACCCUCCUCCGCGUCCCCCUCCUCCUCCUCCGCCGCCGUGAAACCCCCAUCGGAAUUCUCCGUCGCCGCCUUCCGCGCCCUAUCCACCGAGCACAUUUGGGCCAUGGAAGCCCCCCUCCGCGACGCACAGUGGCGAUCCCUGUACGGCCUCUCCUACCCCGUCUUCACCACCGUCGUCGAGAAACUCAAACCCUACAUAACCCAAUCACAGCUCUCCCUCCCCUCCGACUACGCCGUCGCCAUGGUCCUCUCCCGCCUCUCCCACGGCCUAACCCUAAAAACCCUAGCUUCCCGCUACUCCCUCGAACCCUACCUAAUCUCCAAAAUCACAAACAUGGUCACGCGCCUCCUAGCAACCAAACUCUACCCCGAAUUCAUCAAAAUUCCCGUCUCACGCCGCCGACUGGUCGAAACAACACAAGGGUUUCAAGAGCUGACAUCACUCCCGAACAUGUGCGGCGCCAUCGAUACAACUCCAGUCAAGCUCCACAAAAUCAGCCCCAACACCCUCAACUCUUCAAUGUACACCUCUAAGUACGGAUUCCCAUCGGUUCUUCUUCAAGUUGUUGCAGAUCACAAGAAGAUAUUUUGGGAUGUUUGCGUAAAAGCCCCCGGUGGAUUCGACGACGCAACCCACUUUCGAGACAGUUUACUAUACAAUCGUUUGAUUUCUGGUGAUAUAAUUUGGGACAAGGCGGUUACUGUUAGAGGGCAGCCAGUGAGGCCGUACAUAGUCGGGGACUGGUGUUUUCCAAUGCUGUCGUUUUUGCUUACUCCGUUUAGUUACAACAGAACGGGAACUCCUGCACAGAAUGCGUUCGAUGAGGGUUUGAUGAAGGGGAGAAAAUCAGUGGAGGAAGCUAUUGGAUUGUUGAAAGGGAGGUGGAAGAUUUUGCAGGAUAUGAACGUGGGAUUGAAUCAUGCUCCUCAAACGAUUGUGGCGUGUUGUGUUUUGCAUAAUUUGUGUCAGAUUGCAAGGGAGCCCGAGCCGGAGAUUUGGAAGGAGCCGGAAGAGAAUGGGCAGCCGCCUAGGGUUAUGGAGAAUGAGAAGAGCUGUUGUUAUUACGGGGAGAGCUUGAGGCAGGUUUUGGCUGAUGAUUUGUAUCAACGUCUUUCGUCAAGAUAAUCAAGAAAGGUUAUUUUUUUACUUGCGUCGUUUUUUUACUAACUCAAUGUAGCCAAUUGUUGACCCCUUUUUUUUUCGUUCUGUUGGUAGUAAUAACUGAGACAAGUUAGAUUUUGUUUUGGGUGAUAUGAAAUUGAAAAGGAAUGUAGCUGAUCGAAUUUGUUGCUCAAAUCCGGUGCUGAAUGAAAUGCGUUUUUUUGUGUUGUUUGUUUA